Mugil cephalus (flathead mullet) is the source of this 3405-nucleotide messenger RNA. RefSeq names its product STKc_SGK domain-containing protein. Gene Ontology annotation, biological process: protein phosphorylation. The record is from RefSeq and is a predicted model, not a curated record. The transcript is spliced from 13 exons. Bases 261 to 1505 code for a protein of 414 amino acids. Lineage: Eukaryota; Metazoa; Chordata; Actinopteri; Mugiliformes; Mugilidae. Gene Ontology annotation, molecular function: phosphatidylinositol binding; protein serine/threonine kinase activity; ATP binding.
AGAGGAAGAAGCAGCAGAGGAGGCAGAGGGAAGAGGGAAGUGCAGCAGGGAAAGUUGUUUGCCCGUGAAUCGAAGACUUUUUUUCCGACCACAGCUGCAGUGACAGCCAUUGAGGAGGAGGCAGACGGGGCAUAUUUACAGGAGACCUACGUCUUUUUUUCUCGUGCACCGAAUCACCUGGACGCUCUGCAGCAGACGGUCGUCCAUUCAACAGAGACUCUGUGCCUGACAGCAAACAUAAUCAUACCCUUAGGAGGAACAUGAAGACUGGGAAGAAAUCCUUCAUAGCUUUCAUCAAGGAGAGGAAAAUGGGGCUGAAUGACUUCAUCCAGAAGCUGGUGUCUACCCCACAUAUCUGUCAACAUGCCGAAGUGAACAACUUCCUGAAGAUUGAUGAGAAUCAAAAUGAGGAAGUUGAGGAUGAUGAACUUCUUGAUAAACCUAUGUGCCUAAACUCACGAAGUUCACUGACUGAGGACACUCAGAUCAAACCAUGUGAUUUUGACUACCUCAAAAUCAUCGGAAAAGGCAGCUUUGGAAAGGUUUUACUGGCCCGGCACAAGGAGUCCACCAAAUACUACGCGGUGAAAGUGCUACAGAAGAAAAUCAUCCUGAAGAAGAAAGAGCAAAAGCAUAUCAUGGCCGAGCGCAGCGUGCUGAUGAAGAACAUCAAGCAUCCCUUCCUGGUGGGGCUGCACUACUCCUUCCAGACUACUGACAAACUCUACUUUGUGCUGGAUUACGUCAACGGUGGAGAGCUCUUCUAUCAUCUCCAGAGGGAGAGGAUCUUCCUGGAGCCCAGAGCCAGGUUCUACGCUGCUGAAAUCGCGAGUGCGCUCGGGUACCUCCACUCUCUGCACAUCGUGUACAGGGACCUGAAGCCAGAGAACAUCCUGUUGGACUCGCAGGGACACAUCGUCCUCACAGACUUUGGCCUCUGCAAAGAAGGCGUGGACCACAAUGGCACCACGACCACCUUCUGUGGGACUCCUGAGUAUUUGGCCCCUGAGGUUCUCCAGAAGCAGGCGUACGACCGCACCGUGGACUGGUGGUGCCUGGGAUCGGUGCUCUACGAGAUGCUCUAUGGACUUCCUCCUUUCUACAGUCGCAACACUGCUGAGAUGUACAACAACAUCCUGCACAAGUCUCCGGUGCUCAAGCCCAACGUGUCCAACUCGGGCAGGGAGCUGCUGGAGGGCCUCCUGCAGAAGGACCGCACCAAGAGGCUGGGAGUGAAGGAUGACUUUCUUGAGCUCAAGUACCAUUCCUUCUUCUCUCCGAUCAACUGGGACGACCUGAUGGCCAAGAAGAUCACGCCUCCCUUCAUCCCCUCAGUGAGCGGCCCCACAGACCUCCGACACUUCGACCCGGAGUUCACCCACCUCCCGGUGUCCUCCUCCCUGUGCACCGACAACAUGAUGGUGACCAGCAGCAGCGUCAAGGAGGCGGCCGGGGCCUUUCCGGGCUUCUCCUACGGGCCUCCGGCGGGCCACUCCUUCAUGUGAGCAUCCCGACACCCUCUAUUCCUGCGAACGAACAAGAAGAACCCGGGAGGAGAAAUAAAAAAAAAAACCUUCCUGGACUGGGUGUUAUUUUCGACACACACACACGGACCACGACGGAGCAGCCUGGACGGACGACGGGGACGUUGCAAGGCGCGAGAAAGGGGGGAUCCAAGUGAUGUGAACGCUGGGAGACUGGCGGGGGGGGGGGGGACUCUCAUGUUACAGCACCACUGGCCCCACACAUCGGCCUCGACCAUCCGUAACUAUAAUAUAUCUGUGCCAAGUGUGGAUGCAGCGAGGAGGAGGAGGAGGAGGGAGGGGCUCUGACGGCUCUGGAGCUACUUGGUGAAGUGACAUGACGAGAAGUGCCUGAGGUUUUAAAAAGGCGGUCGGGUGGAGCCAGUUUUAUCAAAAAGCGUUUGACUCGUUUGGACGUUUGACCAGAGCGCUAGCCGUUAAAGGUGAUGCCUUCAUUACACGUCUACAUAUGUCCGAGCUGUUCAUUUGUAUUCGUUCUUAAAGUUUUUUUUGUCUUCAUGUUAUAAUGCUCAAUUGCACUUGAGGAAACAAGGGUCAGGAAAAAGUUAAACAUUAGACUAGACAGCGCCGCAUCUUUCACUUUUUUUUUUAUUUUUUUUUAUUUCAUAUCUCUACUUUUGGACAUUAAGACUUAAAAGCAUUUCAAGAUUAUACACUACUAGUGAGACUUGGACCAAACAUGUAAUAACCACGGUUUCCUUUUAACUCUUUUUGUUUGACCUGUUUGUCCUCAUCAACUGAAAAUCGAACUUUUACUGUACUGUGUAGUUAAAAAGAAAGAAAGUUACAUAUAUUUUAUUGUGGAACCAAAAGGUUUUCAUGUUUUAAUACCCACAAACAUUCACUGUUUACCUUUAAGAAAGUUUUGCAUAUAUUACAAAUACAUUCUUUAUGUUUCCUAUGUGUGUACAUAUAUAUAUAUAUAUAUAUAUUAAUAGAUUUAUGAAAAUUAUAUUUCAUGUAUGGCAAUAUAUUUUAUUAUUUUCAACUUAUUUUCAUCUGCAGCAGCUAGUGACUGUGUUAAUUUAUAUCUGCCGUUUGUUAUGAAGGAGGUUACUGAUCAGGAGGGCGAGACGCGAAGAUCAACCAGCAAUAACAAGCCCCACACCUACGAUAGCACACGCAUACUGUAUAUCAAAGUCAUUUUAAACUAAAGUGAUUGCUGUUUUUUUGCAAACACUCCAAACAACCUGUAGACACCAUUAUGGUCACUGUCCGUGUAGUUUUGCAUCAUGUAGAGAAGAACUGUGAAUGUGUUGUGCCUCUCCAAGGCAGCCUGAUGCCCUGAUCCAUGAGUGUUGUAUGUACAUAUCUCUUCUCCCUGAACCUCUGGGCUCCUUUUUCUAGAAACUUAUCUGUAAGAAGAAGGAAGGAAGGAAGGAAGGAAGGAGAAAAGAAAGUGCUCCGUUAAGUUUAUAUGGAACCACUAGGUGGCGCAGGUGUUCACAUUGUUUUAGCCACUGAUGUUCUGGAAAGUGCAAUAAAACCUAGAUGACACUGAAAGAAUAAUUAAACAGUUUAUCUCUUAAUAUCAGAUGUGUACGUUAUACAGAGAAGAUCGUAACUUCAACAGGGAUUAUUUGUUGAGUCUACUUUUUAUGUUAUUUUAUUUUUUUGUUUUUGCAAACGGAAACACGUUCAAGCCUGCUGAAAAUGAAAUAAUAAAAAAAAAAUAACAAAAACAUGAGGCGGUACACAGUUCUAGAUCAUUUUCUUCCAUAUUUGGAAGCGUUACUUUUGGGUUUUGUAUUUUUUAAUAUGUAUUUAUUUUCAUGGCAUUGCAAAUGUAUGAAGAAGAAGAUGAUUUACACGAUCACCUGUAAUCUGUGUCAGAAAUGGCAAAUAAAAUCUCUAAAUCCAA